AUGUACACGAACAUAAGAGUGACUGGAAGAUCAUGGCGUCGAGAACGAGGUCUGCCAUCCAACUUUGAUCUUGCAGUUCUCAUCAUAGUUGCUUAUGGAGUCUUUAUCACCCUCACUGGGUUUGGAAUGACCAAGAGAAUAUCGCAUUUUGAUAGAGCUCAGCAUGACUUUCAUCGGAGGCAGCAACACAGACCACGAUAUAAGAAAAUCACUCUGAACAAGAUGGGAAAGGUCACCGCCGAAAAUUCAGUCGGUGUCAUGAAACCACUUAUUCCUAAAGCAUCGGAUGCCGAAUCAAUAAUACAAACAGAGGCAGGGGAAGAUGGAGAUACAAAUAAGGAGGAAUCUGAAGAAACAAACGGUUCUCCAACAGAAGAAUCUUCGUCUGUGGAUACUACACCUGAACAAACGGCCAUCACGAAGUCCACGAUCGUCCAACCAAAGAAGAACGUCGGCCAACCAAUUGAAAAGAGCUACCUGGCCAUUCCUGGUGCAGCCGCAAAGAAGCAAUCUCCAGAGCUCACUGGGGAUGCCAAUCGUCUGCAAUGGUAUGACGUGAUUAAGAAUUCUCCCAUGUACGACGAGAUUCCAGACCAACCACUAAAAGUCGGCUUGAUUACUCGCGAUCUCAAGGCAGGGCCGACCAAUCACGUCAUGAUGGAUGGGAUGCGUAACUCAAAUCAUCUAGAGCUGACCAAAAUCUGCUACGUGACGAAGAAAAAUGGAUGCGGUUUGAUGGCGGAAGACCCGUCCAUUGAUUUGUGGUUGAUUGACGCCAAUGGAAUCAAAACCAAGGCGAAACCUGGUGAUUUGGUACAUCAAUUGUUGGAUGUUGUCAAUCCGCACUUUCAAAUGCUCUUUAUUGAUUACAGCGAUCGAUUUGUCCCCAAGGGAGGAUUUCUAGAGAACCAUUAUCCAGACGUGCCGGCCACCAAAUUUGAACAGGGCCACAUUCGAUUCGCCAUUCGGUGCAUUGUCAAGAGUCGGAUCUUUCGAGUCAAAACUAUGCCCUAUGUGAAACUUGGUACUCUGGUCUCGCCCGAUUAUCAUGACAACUUGUCCACCAAACAAGGAUUGCCCUUUCAUGCCCCCUUUGCCGUCCGGACAGAUUUUGUCAAUUCCAUUCAAGACUUGAUUGGAUCCUUGGUGGCCAAUCAGACUUCCGUGAAAACCAAUCCCUCGAGCAUUCCCUACCAUCCAGCCUUUGUCAUGGAGCGUCCUUUGGAUGUGACACACUUGUGGGAAGUCCUGUUGCCCUCCAAAAACAAUGAUUUGAGGAAUCUAGUGACGGAAAAGGUUCAAGCCAUGUCAAAUCUCCCACAUCCUUUGGAGAAGGAUCGCAAAAUUGUGGUCGAUACUAGCAUUCAAGGCGAUAGGGCCCACAAAGGACGUUGGGGGGUCUCGGAUGCCUAUGCGACAACCUUGCUGCACAGCAAGAUUGUGGUGGUGACCCAACGAGAUCAAUGGGAAGAUCAUUUUCGAUUGUUUGAAGCGACUGCCAGUGGCGCCAUGGUAUUGAUGGAUGUCAUGUUGUCAUUACCCCACUCGUUGCAGAAUGGUGAAUCGGUAGUAUUUUUCACUUCCCUCGAAGAUUUGCAAGAAAAGGCAUUGUACUACUUGGAACACGAAGACGAACGAAUUGCUAUUGCGAGAAAGGGAUGGGAAAUCAGCAUGGAGAAGCAUCGAUCCUGGCAUCGAAUGGAAGAAAUGUUAUUUGGAAGAGGAGUGACUGAUACGAGGAUUGAAGAUAGCUGGAACCCUCCUCCUCCUCCAGGUGGUGAGAAUAAUAAUGAGUGA
Molecule: messenger RNA, 1797 nt
Organism: Cylindrotheca closterium
Lineage: Eukaryota; Bacillariophyta; Bacillariophyceae; Bacillariales; Bacillariaceae
Source: the annotation of a GenBank genome assembly